UGUGAAGCAAAAUUGAUAUGACAGCUCAUCGUUGUGAAAAUUCACAAUACAUUUUUCAAGAACCUCAGCAAAAUUUAUACUUACGUGUACGGUUUUUUCUCUAAAACUGCAUCGAAACACGAGUCUUAUUAUAUAGUUUGUAAGUGUGCAACAGUUUGAGUUUAUUGUGUAUUUUUUAAUUGAUUUCGAACGGAUCGGAUAAAAGUUUACUUUUGAUCGCCUGCAUUGGUGGGCGGUGGGAAGAAGAACAUGAUAAGCUCUGACAGUGUGGAACUUUCGCUACGUAAUUUAUCGCUAGACGAUAGCAAUUGUAGCGGUUCCGACAAUGAAGACAGCAAGAUUCUUAAAUGGAACUUACCGCUGAAGGAUCUUUACCGGCUAGCAUUUAAUUUUUACAAAGAAAAGACGGGAAAAGCCAUCCACUUGAGUUAUGAAGAUAACUUGAAGUUGGUUGCAUUUACUCAGCAAGCAGCGCACGGUCCAUUGGAUCUAACCAAGGCUCCUCCAUUGGGGAUGUUCGAUGUGAUUGGUAAGGAUCGAAGGGUUGCCUGGCAACAUUUGGGUACUAUAACUAAACUGCAGGCAAUGGAAGGUUUCAUCGAUUUGCUGGAUAGACUGUGCCCAUUGUUUAAACCAACCGUGGAGGCUAUCAAGAAGGAUCGCGAGGAAAAAGUACGUCAAGCUCAGGCAGAGGAAGCACGUCGCCGAGAACAGCUUGAGAAGGAAAAGGAGAAGCUGGUUGAGCUGAAAAAAAUCGAAGACGAACGAAAUCGGGAGGAAAUUCAACGGCGUCAGCUACAGGACGCUUUGAAUCAGCAGACAUACUAUCAAUUCAAAGAGUACGCCGAAAAACAGUUCCCUGGUAAUCCGGAACAACAGGCUGUUUUGAUAAGGCAACUGCAGAAUGAACAUUAUCAUCAGUACAUGCAGCAAUUGCAGGCACAAGUCGCUAGUAACUAUUCUCAGUUGCGAGCCACUGGCGACAAUGAAAUGGACUCCGGUAAUCAACUACUGGGACAAACUGUUAGUAGCAAAGAAGUUGGCCAACUAGAGUACAAGGAACAAUGCGAGAGUGAUGAUGAAUCCGGUGAAUAUGCUGUAAUAAAUCCUGCCAAUAUGUGGACAAAACCGGACGUGAAGUUGUUCAAGCAGGAGGUGACUUCUGGUAAAGGCGAUGGAGUAAUUCGUGUGGGUCACGGAGAUAUAAUUACGGUUCGAGUUCCAACUCACGACGGGGGCUCCUGCUUGUUCUGGGAAUUUGCUACCGACAACUACGACAUCGGUUUCGGUGUGUAUUUUGAGUGGGGUAAACCGGUAACCACGGAAGUGUCGGUUCACGUCAGCGAAAGUGAUGAGGACGAUGACACGCUAGAAGACGACGAAGCAUUGUGUGCCGACGAUUUGGAAUGUGGCGGUCAACAGCAGCACAAACAAUACAAUACCAGCAGCAGCAGUCCAAUGGCCAACACGAAUCCGAUUUCCAUCAUCGUUCCCAUCUAUCGGCGCGAAUGUCAGACAGAAGUUUAUGCCGGUUCGCACAAUUAUCCCGGGGAGGGAACUUAUCUGCUCAAAUUCGACAAUAGCUACAGUUUGUGGCGUUCAAAGACACUGUACUACAAAGUUUUCUAUACACGAUAAUUCGAUUCGGUUCCACGAGAAGCACGUUCCUUCGUUGAUUUUGUCACAUUCUAGCGUUUAUUUUUACUACCCUCAACAUAUGUUCGUAUCAUACAAGCAAGCUAGAAGUACCUUGAAAACUUGUGCACAUUUGUGACCUAGCUAAACUCAAAAUCUAGAUAAAUUAUAUUGUCGCAAAACAGUUGUUUGUUAGUUCAAAAGAUUUUACUAGCAGUUCAUCUUUUUCUAUUUUACUAUAUAGUAUAUACUAGAAUAUGAAUCGAAACCGAAGGAAGGCGGAACAAUAUCUCUUGUUGUUCGAGGGCAUUAACAGAGCGUAGAGCGCGAGAUCCCGAAAAAGCUAACGGAAAUGCGCAACCGUCUAUUAUUCGUAUGUGUACCGUUAUUUGUCGUAACAUCGUACAUACAAGUGAAAAUUCGUCAAAAACACAAAGCGCAGUGCAAUAGCAGAUUAAUGAUAUUUCUGUUGAGAAAGCGUGUCAAACGGAGAGAAGUGAAUUUUCGGAUUAUUAGCUACAAAGCGAACGACACAUAACAGUUGAUGUAUUCUAAUAAAAAAAGAUGUCAAAUAUG
Messenger RNA from Malaya genurostris, 2211 nucleotides. Its product is annotated as Golgi resident protein GCP60. The record is from RefSeq and is a predicted model, not a curated record. Gene Ontology annotation, molecular function: fatty-acyl-CoA binding. Gene Ontology annotation, cellular component: Golgi membrane. The transcript is spliced from 6 exons. NCBI's taxonomy places the organism in Eukaryota, Metazoa, Arthropoda, Insecta, Diptera, Culicidae. Bases 250 to 1638 code for a protein of 462 amino acids.